UAUGAAAAACACAAUCGCGACGCGAAGCAGGAUCCGAACGACGUAGUGCCAAGUGGAUUUGUCAGCACCACCCUUUUCCUGAACAAGUCUUUCAAAAUGAAGCCAUUCUAUUACUCUCUUUACGCCUAAUGAUCCAUCAAUCAUGGCUGCUCUUCGAUGCACUUUCACACCAUUCACUUCGUGUCAUCAAAAACCCUCUUUAACCCCUAAACAAUUCUUCCCCUUCAAUCCCUCAACACCAUCUUCAUCUUCUUCUUCUUCAACAUGCAAUUACCCCAGAAAUUCGUUAUUCAAUCCAUCUUCUCAAAGUCACAGGUUAGGAAGGGGAAGGGCUAUAUCUGCUCUUGUUUCAGAAGAUAGUGCAACUGGGUCUUUAUCUUCUUCAAUUACUGAUAAUGGGUUCAAACUCACUUAUCUUGAGGGAAAUAGUUGGUUGUGGGAAGCAGGUAAUGUGAAGCUAUUGGUGGAUCCGAUUUUAGUGGGAAGUUUGGAUUUUGGCAUUCCAUGGCUCUAUGAUGCUACUAAGAAAUUCUUGAAGAACUUUCAGCUUAGUGAUAUUCCUGAAGUGGACUGUCUAAUAAUCACACAAAGUCUGGAUGAUCAUUGCCAUUUAAAGACCUUGAAGCCACUCUCUGCCAAGUUCCCUAAUUUAAAAGUAGUUGCAACUCCUAAUGCCAAGGCAAUGCUGGAUUCUCUCUUUAGCAAGGUAACAUAUCUCGAACCUGGUGAAACCACAGAAAUUGAGGGAAGGAACGGUGCAAAAGUUGGAAUCCGUGCCACUGCUGGGCCAGUUCUUGGUCCACCUUGGCAGCGGCCUGAGAAUGGAUACAUUAUAUCUUCUUCUGAAGGCAAGCUGACACUUUACUAUGAACCUCACUGCGUCUACAAUGAUGAAUCCUUGAAGAAUGAGCAGGCAGAUAUUGUCAUUACUCCAGUCAUAAAGCAGCUUCUACCAAAAUUUACACUUGUUUCUGGGCAAGAAGAUGCAGUUAAGCUUGCAAAGCUAUUGCGUGCCAAGUUCGUUGUUCCAAUGAAGAAUGGAGACCUUGAAAGCAAAGGGCUUCUUUCAAGUUUAAUUCAAUCUGAAGGAACCAUGGGAUCUUUUAAGGUCUUCGUUGUUUUAGUUUCCAGUAAUUGAAACAAAGAGCCUGGCUUCAGAGUUACAUUCGAUUUGCUUCAGAAACUUUUCGGUUCUCAUAUAUGUAUUUUCCAUCAAUUAGGUAGCACAAACAAAGGUGGUCUGAAAUUAUAAUAAGGAACUUUGAAUUUUUGUGAAUAAAUUCAAUUGGAUUGAAAGGCAAACAGCUUCAUCAUGUAAUGAUGAAUAAAAAUUAGUAGAAUAUCCUGCAUGUCAUCAAUAAUUUUUUCACUUUUGGUUGACACGAUUUAGUUUUACUUGUAACAGUGGCGUAUCCAGGAAGUCAGAAGUGUGGGUUCGAAUCAUCAAAUAAUAAGAUAUAGCUCCUUCGUUUUUUUUUUUUUUUGCAAUGUUGAUGAUUUCACGCUUGCCAAUGCACAUUCUAUUACUUAAAUAUCUUAAAUUACAUUUUUGUAAUAAAUAUACAAAGUUGAUAUCAAAAAGGGGGAAAAAAAAUUAAAAUUGCUUAUAUAAGCAUUCGGGCUUUCAUCAAGUGGUAAUAUUAGGAGUUUAGAGAAGAAAUUGAAAAAAAAGGGGGAAUAAAUAAAAA
Molecule: messenger RNA, 1688 nt
Organism: Chenopodium quinoa (quinoa)
Lineage: Eukaryota; Viridiplantae; Streptophyta; Magnoliopsida; Caryophyllales; Amaranthaceae
Exons: 8
Coding region: 143-1138 (331 amino acids)
Source: RefSeq, a predicted model, not a curated record